Messenger RNA from Microplitis mediator, 711 nucleotides. Its product is annotated as thioredoxin-2. Bases 184 to 501 code for a protein of 105 amino acids. Gene Ontology annotation, molecular function: protein-disulfide reductase activity. The record is from RefSeq and is a predicted model, not a curated record. The transcript is spliced from 3 exons. NCBI's taxonomy places the organism in Eukaryota, Metazoa, Arthropoda, Insecta, Hymenoptera, Braconidae.
AAAGACAACGCCACUGGCCACGAGUAUUCGGAUUUUCAUUUUCAUUCGUAUUCGGCAUUCUCAUUCUACAUUCUGCAUUUGUACCGUAACAAUCGUUACAAUCAACCGACCACUUAAACUUUAUUGAAGUAUAUAUUUAUUUUCUAGAUUUAUCACAACGAUAAAUUAUAAAAUAACUUCGCAAUGGCUAUACACAUUAAAGAUCUCGCUGAUUUAAAGAAAAGAAUCGAUGAAGCUGGUGAUAAACUCUUAGUAGUUGAUUUCCAUGCUACCUGGUGCGGUCCCUGCAAAGUAAUCGGCCCAAAAUUCGAAGAGCUAGCGACAAUCCAUGAAGAUGUGAUAUUUGUUAAAGUCGAUGUUGACGAGUGUGAAGAAAUCGCUACUGUGUACGAAGUCUCCAGUAUGCCAACAUUUAAGUUUUUCAAGAAAGGCAAACCAGUUGAGACUAUCGUCGGUGCUAGUGAAGCUAAACUUAAAGAAGCGAUUGAAAAAUUAAAGUAAUCAAUAAAAACAAAAAAUAAUAAUAAUUUAAAUGCCUUAAAAAAUGUUGAAUUGAGAAUAAAAAAAAAUCACAAUUAGCUUAAAAAAUUGUUGCUUUAUUUGUAAUUAUUUGUACAGUAUCAUUCUUAUAUUUUGCAACACUCAAUGUAGGUAGCAUUUAUUUUUGUUUAAAAUGAGUUGAACAAUCAAUAAUAAAAAACCUUAAAUUCA